AUGGAAUUAGAUAUUGAUGAAAUGCCCGAAAACUCUCGUCAUAAAAAAUAUUCUAGUGAAUUAGCUACUCAAGAUAAAAUGAUUAUUAGAAUCAAAAAGCAAGAACCUGACGUUGACGUUGAAGGUAAAGAUUCAUCCACAGAGCACGAUGAAGUUGUGUCGUACACUUGCGAAUUUGUUCAAAAAGUUGAUGAAACUGAAUCAGAGUUGAUCGAUAUAUGUGAUGAACCAAUUGAAUCUAUUCGUCAAGAUGAAAAUUAUAUAUAUCCAGCUAUAACUAACUCUGAUGAUGAAGAUACCAAGGAUGUGACGUGGCAACCACCAUCUAAUAUUUUAACUCCUGGGGAACGCUUAACACGCAAAAAUAUCAAGUGUUUGUAUCCAAAAGAUGAAAAACCUGUAUCAAAGAAAAAUAAAUGUAAAAAUAAUAAGAAUAACGAAGUACCAAUUAAACGUUUGAAAAAGGGUCGUUUACCAAAAAGUAAACAAGUUUUAGAAGACAUAGAUGUUUCAAAGCCAGCUACUGAUUUAACAGACGAAACAACUGUUAGUGAAUCAAUAACAAAAAAAAACUGUGAUUCACUGCCUUCUAAAGUUGGGAGACCAAGAAAAGGUAUGGCUACACCAAAACAACGCCUGGCACGUAUUAUAAAAAUACACAAAAUGAUAAAAUAA
Molecule: messenger RNA, 675 nt
Organism: Macrosiphum euphorbiae (potato aphid)
Lineage: Eukaryota; Metazoa; Arthropoda; Insecta; Hemiptera; Aphididae
Source: the annotation of a GenBank genome assembly